This is a messenger RNA of Solanum pennellii, 1253 nucleotides long. Its product is annotated as protein-tyrosine-phosphatase IBR5-like. Gene Ontology annotation, cellular component: nucleus. NCBI's taxonomy places the organism in Eukaryota, Viridiplantae, Streptophyta, Magnoliopsida, Solanales, Solanaceae. The transcript has 5 exons. Gene Ontology annotation, molecular function: MAP kinase phosphatase activity; protein tyrosine/serine/threonine phosphatase activity. Gene Ontology annotation, biological process: auxin-activated signaling pathway; protein dephosphorylation; abscisic acid-activated signaling pathway. The record is from RefSeq and is a predicted model, not a curated record. Bases 270 to 1064 code for a protein of 264 amino acids.
AUCCUGUUCCCUACUACUAUUAGCUAAUUGUUAUGCUAACCUUGUACUCCAUCGAAUUUUCAAGAAUCCCUCCACCCGGCCAAAACCAAAAUUACUAGCACCGGUAGCUAUAAAAUCACCAAAUCUAGCCUUAAAUUCUCUCUUGACGCUUCUCCUUCUUCUAUCGUCACUUCAAAUCGGAUCAAAUCUAGGUAAAAGUUUCUCCUUUUUCCUCUUCUGGGUCGUUCUUGUUUUUGUUGAUUGAGGCGGACAUAAUUAAUCAGUUCAGCAUGAGGAAGAGAGAGAGGGAAAACCCAUGUGGUAUUUGUGGGCAUUAUCACAAGUACGAAGAAGGGGAGCCUUGUGGGGUUUGUGGGCAUCGAAUGCCUACUGUUUCUGAUAUGGGUUCUACAAUUCAAGUCAGUGCUUUUCCUUCUGAGAUCUUGCCGGAGUUUCUGUUUUUGGGAAGCUAUGAUAAUGCUUCUAGAGCUGAGCUUCUUAAGAGUCAAGGGAUUUCUCGUGUUCUCAAUACUGUACCUGCUUGCCAAAAUCUAUAUAAAAAUUCCUUUACUUAUCACUGCCUUGGUGAUGAGCAAGAUUUGCAGUUUGACGAUGCUAUCCAAUUCUUAGAACAAUGUGAAAGGGAUAGGGCUCGUGUUCUUGUACAUUGCAUGUCAGGGAAAAGCAGGUCACCUGCCAUUGUAAUUGCUUACCUGAUGAAAAGUAGAGGCUGGAAACUUGCACAGAGCUAUCAGUGGGUGAAAGAUCGGAGGCCUUAUGUCGACCUUAAUCAAGGGGUUUACCAUCAGCUAGAGGCGUAUGAACAGAAGAUCUUCGGAUCACUGGAGAACCAGCCUGCAUUUGGCAUGCCGGUCUUUUCUUCUCCUGUGCUGCCAUCAUUGAGCUUUAACUACCCAAAGCCUAGUGAUUCAGUUCAAAUUCCAGCCUUCAACUUUUCUGGUGCUACAUCAAUUUUCGCUCGUCCAGAUAUUGGCAUUCCUCCCCAGGAAUUCACCUUUGGAGCUGCUCAUACCUCCGAUAUCCAUUUGAGUUCAAACCAAAAUCCAAAUAGUAAUAUGGACUGAACUAUCUGCCUUUGUGGAAUUUUCAACUUGAAUGAUGUUUAGAGAGCUACUACACAAGUCUCUUGACUGAGUUCUUCAUGAUUAUAUUGACUUGUUUGAAAGUAUGAAAUGUCAGUGUAACUACAAAAUUUUAUGGUGAAACAAACGUUUUUCAGAGUCGAUGAUGAAAAAAGCGAAAAAAUUUCAUGA